AAGUUUUGAGAUUGAAAAUAAGCAGUCGCGAGUACAUUAGACAUUGAAUAGGGUUUUGGCCAUCAAUUAACAAACACACCCACCCUUCUGAGUUGAGUUGAGUUCUGUUCUUCUUCUCUCCCUUCUCCAUGGGACGCACUACAUCAGGGAAGCUCAGAAACAUCCUUGGUCUAAUCAAGGACAAGGCUUCUCAAAGCAAAGCAGCCCUCCUCUCCAAUCCCACCACCCUUUCUUUUCACCUAUCCCUCCUCCGCGCCACCACCCACGACCCCUUCACCCCUCCCCUUCACAAGCACCUCUCCGCCAUACUCUCCUUCGGCCACUCCUCUCGCGCCACCGCUUCCUCCGCCAUCGAAGCGCUCAUGGACCGUCUCCAGACCACCCGCGACUCCUCCGUCGCCCUCAAGUGCCUCUUCAUCGUCCAUCUCGUCCUCGUGCGCGGCGACUUCAUCCUCCAGGAUCAGCUCUCCGUAUACCCCUCCACCGGCGGCAGAAACUACCUCAAGCUCUCCAACUUCCGUGACAAUUCCAGCCCCUUAAGUUGGGAGCUCUCCUCCUGGGUACGUUGGUACGCGCAAUACAUCGAAACCCUUUUAUCUACCUCUAGAGUUUUGUGCUUCUUUCUUUCUUCAUCUUCGUAUAGUUCAGAGAAAGAUAAGCAGGAAGAAAAAAUCACAGCGCUUAUGGAUAAGGAAUUGCUUGUAGAAGUUGUCUCCCUGGUGGGUUUGAUGGAAGAGAUUUGUAAGAGACCGGACCCUUUACAUGUCGAAGGUAACAAAUUGGUGGAAGAUAUCAUGGGUUUUGUUUGUGAGGAUCAUUUCUCGGCAAUAAACGAGGUUUCCGUUCGAGUCGGUGAGUUUAGGGAGAGGCUGGGUGGACUGAGUUUCGGCGAAUCGGUCGAGUUAGUUUGUGCUCUGACAAGGUUAGAGAAUUGCAAAGGGAGGUUGUACGAGUUGUCCGCCAGAAAAAGGUCAGUGAUGGAGAGCUUUUGGUGUUUGAUUGGGGAGAUUAAGGAAGGGGUUGGGAUGGAGAAGGAUGGGGGGAAGUUGAUGAUCAGGGUGAGAAGUGAGAAGGCUGGCGAGUCAGCUCGGUAUGGUGAGCGAGUUCUGAGGUCAGGAGACUCGGUCCGGUUUUCUUCAGGAAGGUUUCCUUUCCACGUUCCAGAGUCGAUGGAAUCAUACCAAACGCAAUGAUGUGAAAACUCCUAUAUAUAUAUAUAUGCUUUCGAGUCCAA
Juglans microcarpa x Juglans regia is the source of this 1234-nucleotide messenger RNA. Its product is annotated as putative clathrin assembly protein At4g40080. Gene Ontology annotation, cellular component: clathrin-coated pit; clathrin-coated vesicle. The transcript has a single exon. NCBI's taxonomy places the organism in Eukaryota, Viridiplantae, Streptophyta, Magnoliopsida, Fagales, Juglandaceae. Gene Ontology annotation, biological process: clathrin-dependent endocytosis; vesicle budding from membrane; clathrin coat assembly. Bases 129 to 1193 code for a protein of 354 amino acids. Gene Ontology annotation, molecular function: 1-phosphatidylinositol binding; clathrin heavy chain binding; SNARE binding. The record is from RefSeq and is a predicted model, not a curated record.